GUCCCAGGUGCGGGCGAGACCUCCCCGCGGGUCUGCUGAGAAGAAUUCAAACCCCCCCCCGGCCCGGAAAAUAAGCGGCUCCUCGCUCCAGGCCAACUCCCGUCGGAUACUGCCAUGGCUCCCAGACCACAAGUGGGGACUGAGUCCUCCGCAAGCUUUGAAGACAACGAUAAAGACAAGAAGGACGGCGCCAUGGUGUCGUCGUACUCCACCGUCGACCUGGUAAACGACGACGGGGUCGGAGAGGAUCCCUGGGACCUGCCGGAGCUCAAGGACGUGGGUGUCAAGUGGUCAGAUCUGGACACUCGAGGGAAGAUCAUGCGAGUGCUGACGGCCAUCGUCAAGCUGGCGUUGCUGCUGGGACUUCUCUACUUGUUCAUCUGCUCCCUGGACGUCCUCAGCUCGGCCUUCCAGCUGGUCGGAGGCAAAGCCGCCGGAGACAUCUUCAAGGAGAACGUGAUCCUGGCCAACCCGGUAGCCGGCCUGGUGAUCGGGGUCUUGGUCACGGUGUUGGUGCAAAGUUCCAGCACCUCCUCGUCAAUCGUGGUCAGCAUGGUGUCCUCUGGAUUGCUGGAGGUUCGGUCCGCAGUGCCCAUCAUCAUGGGCGCCAACAUCGGCACUUCGGUCACCAACACCAUCGUGGCCAUGAUGCAGGCGGGCAACCGCAACGAGUUCCGCAGGGCCUUCGCCGGCGCCACCGUGCACGACUUCUUCAACUGGCUCUCCGUGCUGGUCCUGCUGCCCCUGGAGGUGGCCACGGGCGUUCUGGAAAAGCUCACCCACCUCAUCAUCGAGUCCUUCCACAUCCAGUCGGGAGAGGACGCGCCCGACCUGCUCAAGAUCAUCACCGAACCGCUCACAGAAUCCAUCAUCCAGCUGGAUAAAUCCGUCAUCACCCAAAUCGCCACCGGGGACGCCGCCGCCAGAAACAAGAGUCUGAUCAAAAUCUGGUGCAAGAAGAAGACCAACACGACGUUCUGGAACGCGACGGUGGAGAGCUGCCCCGCCGGCGGCGUCUGCUGGGAGCAAGGCGGCGAAAUCUGGACCGAGAUGAACACCACCUGGACGGACUACCUGGAGAAAUGCUCCCACAUCUUCGUCAACGCCGACCUGCCUGACCUGGCGGUGGGCCUGAUCCUGCUGGGUAUGUCGCUCUUCAUCCUCUGCUCCUGCCUCAUCCUCAUCGUCAAGCUCCUCAACUCCAUGCUCAAGGGCCAGGUGGCCGUCGUCAUCAAGAAGGUGCUCAACACAGACUUCCCCUUCCCUUUCGGCUGGGUUACCGGCUACAUCGCCAUCAUGGUGGGAGCCGGGAUGACCUUCAUCGUGCAGAGCAGCUCCGUCUUCACCUCGGCCAUAACGCCUCUCGUCGGUAUCGGCGUCAUCAGCCUUGAGCGGGCCUAUCCUCUGACUUUGGGUUCCAACAUCGGAACCACCACCACGGCCAUCCUGGCCGCCAUGGCGAGCCCGGGAGAAACGCUGGCCAACUCGCUGCAGAUUGCGCUCUGCCAUUUCUUCUUCAACAUCAUGGGCAUCCUUUUGUGGUAUCCCAUCCCGUUCACACGGAUACCCAUCAGGCUGGCCAGGGGGCUGGGCAACCACACGGCGCAGUAUCGCUGGUUCGCCGCCCUCUACCUCGUCCUGUGCUUCCUGGUCUUGCCCCUGGCUGUGUUCGGCCUGUCCCUGGCGGGGUGGCAAGUCCUGGUGGGCGUCGGGGCACCCAUCAUCGUGCUCAUCAUCUUCGUAAUCUUGGUCAACAUCAUGCAGUCGCACUGCCCCCGCUUCCUGCCCCGCUUUUUGCGCACCUGGAACUUCCUGCCGCUGCCGAUGCGCUCGCUGGAGCCCUGGGACCGCGUCGUGACGUCGUGCUUGGGCUUCUGCGGCCGUUACUGCUGCUGCAUCUGCAAGUGCUGCGACUGCUGCCAGAAAGAUGAAAAGGCGCGCAAGAAGAGCCUGGAGUUGCGCGACAACCCGGCCGCGACCACGUCCGACGACCCCAAGGUCAUCCAAGGAACUCAUCUUUAAUAAACGUGAACAGUUCUCUCUUGCACGUUAAUGAUUCCCGUGACUCCUCCACGCUGUAAUCUCAGCGCUGGGCUGCUAUGAACUGUCUUUCCACUGGACCCGGUGAAAAUUUGUCGACAAAAACUUUCUAUCGUUAUCUACGCUCACAUCGGGACUUUUUGUAUUUUCUGUAUGUAUGGAAAAAAAAAAAAAUCAAAUUGUAACUGAAUAGUCAGUGUAAAACUUCCUUCACUAUUUAAGACAUAAUUCAUGUGUGAAUAAA
Molecule: messenger RNA, 2284 nt
Organism: Syngnathoides biaculeatus (alligator pipefish)
Lineage: Eukaryota; Metazoa; Chordata; Actinopteri; Syngnathiformes; Syngnathidae
Product: sodium-dependent phosphate transport protein 2B-like
Exons: 13
Coding region: 115-2022 (635 amino acids)
Biological process (GO): intracellular phosphate ion homeostasis; sodium-dependent phosphate transport
Cellular component (GO): brush border; vesicle; apical plasma membrane
Molecular function (GO): sodium:phosphate symporter activity
Source: RefSeq, a predicted model, not a curated record